Drosophila biarmipes is the source of this 2117-nucleotide messenger RNA. RefSeq lists its product as uncharacterized. The transcript has a single exon. Gene Ontology annotation, biological process: protein processing. The record is from RefSeq and is a predicted model, not a curated record. NCBI's taxonomy places the organism in Eukaryota, Metazoa, Arthropoda, Insecta, Diptera, Drosophilidae. Gene Ontology annotation, cellular component: plasma membrane. Gene Ontology annotation, molecular function: metalloendopeptidase activity. Bases 52 to 1998 code for a protein of 648 amino acids.
GUUUUCGUGGAGCAAAACAAACGAUCGGACCGCAAUAAAAAUCUACUUUAAAUGCGCUGGAGGCUUAAGAUUCUUUUCAUUGCUAUUGUGAUCCAAAUAGUGUGUUCCCAAAAUGGUCAGGACUCGGAUGCGGAGGUGGAGACGGACUUCGGUUCGAAGUCGGAGCUAGCGUUUUUUACCAAACUCUACGACAGCAACCUGCGAAAGUUGGUGAAAAUCAGGAACGACUCAACGGAUCCGUGUGACGAUUUCUAUGCCCAUGCCUGCGGAAAUUUUGAUCGAGAAGUAGGCGAAAAUCCAGAUGAAUUUCUGCCACCAUAUCUCUAUAACAAGCAGGACCGAAUGGACUUCUUUUCGUCUGAGGUGGGCCAUUUCGAGACCAUACCAGGAAAGUUGCUUUCACAACUUUAUGCGGAAUGUCGAAAGAGGGGAGAAGGUAAUGUUUUUGGUGGAACACCAAAAACCACCCACUGGGAGCGUCUGCUGGAGGAGAUUCCCUUCCUGGCCAGCCACAGGGAUGUGCUCUCUUCCUGGCCUUUUCUCAGAAGGCAAUGGGAGCGAAAACAACUCAAUGGUCAGCUCAAUUGGAUAGUUCUAUCGGCUCAAUUGGCAGCCUAUGGCCUACCCACCCUGCUCCGCAUCUACUUUGCCCUGGACACGAUUUAUGUGACUCCCAUGGAGGAUCUACCCUGUCCCAGUGUGGAGGAUUUCAAAUCUAGCCUAUCUGAUGUCUUAAAGGGUCGUCCUCAUCAGGUAGCCCAUAUAAUAGCACAUGAGAUGAGUGUUCUUUGUCGUGGAAUGAGGGGAGAACUCCCGUUGGCGGAGAGUUUAACCAGGAAUGGCAGGACCACAGCCCAGAGAACCAGACAUGAGCAGCUGAUCCUGGAUGACAACACCAAGGACUACUUUCAGCUCUUUUUUGCCGAACUCAACUUCUCCAAGGAGCAGCUGGAAAGGGCGCGAAAGUUUCCCCUAGAUGUGGAGAAGAUCGACCAAGCCUGGGAGGUUCUCAGGCAAACGGAACCCCGUAUAGUCUACAACUAUGUGAUGUGGCAGGCCAGGGAGCAGCUCAGAUACCCGGAUUGCUAUAAACUAGCCGAGGAGUUCGAGAGAUUACUGCACUCGGAGUACUGGCAGUGGCAUGUCUUAAGUCCCUACCUCACAAGGGAUGUGGCUCUGGCGGCCUAUCAACUGCACACAACCCGCUUCCAGAAGCUAAGGAGAUCCAGUCUCUCUAGAAGAGAUUGGUAUGGUCACCUGUGGCCAGCAUCGGUGGAGAAGAAGGAGCUGCAGGUGGCGCGCAUCCUGCAGGCUCAUGCUCAAAGCUAUCUGAAUAUCACGGAGCUCAACGAGAACUACGGGGGGCUGGGCCUUACCAAUAACUCCUUUCAUGGAAAUCUCCUGCUCCUCCGGAGGGCUCAACUGCGCCACAGUUUCGCCUCGCCCUAUGUGGACGAAGAGGACGUGAGUCAGCCACCCUACUUCCUGAGGCACUUUCUCCACUUCGUACUGCUCUCAUUGCACCGACCGACUUAUCACUAUUAUGCCACCCAGGGCCUGGAACUGUGGAGGCAGUCCCGCCUUCUCCUGGACACCGAUGGUCGCUACACCGCUAUGGACUGCCUGGAAAGGCAAUCCCUGCAGCACUACGAUGCAGAAGUGGCUCCGAUCUACAGGCCCCUCGGCUCGGAGGAGGUGGCGGAGACCUUUCACUUCUAUCGCUCGUUUCAGUAUUCCCUGAGGGACUACCACUUCUGGCUGCAGGGCGAGAGAUUCGCCUUCGCCGAGAGCGCUGUGCUGCAGUUCUUCGGACUGGACCCCCAGAGGGUGCUCUUCUUCGCGGUGGCCCAGCAGUUGUGCAACCGCCAAACGGAGAUCUUUGCGGCCCAACUGAACAGGGGUUACAUGAACAUGCCCGAGUUCCAGGAGGCCUUCAAGUGCGCAGCCGAAAAACCCAUGAAUCCCUCCCCCAGAUGCAUGAUCAAUAUGUGUGAAUAAGUUUGUUUCUAUAGCAGUAAAUAAGAUACGAAUUAUUUUGAAUAAACCAUUGAAAUGUUUGUGAUAUUUUAUAAAGAAAAUAGCCAUAAAAGCAAUAAUAAAAUAAACCUGACAUCAUA